Molecule: messenger RNA, 1464 nt
Organism: Eubalaena glacialis (North Atlantic right whale)
Lineage: Eukaryota; Metazoa; Chordata; Mammalia; Artiodactyla; Balaenidae
Product: spermatogenesis-associated protein 2-like protein
Exons: 2
Coding region: 1-1464 (487 amino acids)
Cellular component (GO): cytoplasm
Source: RefSeq, a predicted model, not a curated record
AUGAGCUGGCCCCGACCCCCAGGCCCAGACGAGGAUGCUCUUGAGACCCUCCUGGAUGACCUCAUCAGCUACUACCUGGACAGAGCAGGGGAGGGCCGGCUCGGGGUCUGCAGGCAAGCAGCUCUCACCUGCAGGGCCCAGCGGCUGCUGGUCACAGGGGUCCCUCCUCAGCUCUAUCUGCCUGAGGAUGUGGCCCCUGAUCUGGGGACCACUCACUCCCAGGGGGCUCCCAGCUCUGCCCAGCACAUCUGCCACAAACUGGGGCGGGCACUGGAGUUCCUAGAGCUGAUCUCCGUCAACCUACUCCUGUUUCCCUGGAGGAAGGAAAUCAGGUCCCUGAAGACAUACACAGGGAACUUUGUCUACUGGGUGCGGCCUGUGCUUUCUGAACACACACUGCAGACCAUUCUGGGCAGGCUGGGCUACAUGGCCACAUCCGAGGCCGAGUUUUCACUGGUCCAGGCCAUCAGCAAGGAGGACACCAAGCAGAUGGUGUUUGAGAUCUUCCUGACGAGAGUCAUGUGUGAGGCCGUUCUCGGAACCUCGGGCAGGCAGCUCCUCGGGCCGGGCAGACAGAAAGUGGACAGGCCCCACUGCAGGCCAAGCUCAGAGAGAGGGCUGCUGAAGACCCACAAGGGCCUGAAGGAGGCCCAGUCAAGCCCAGGCCCCUCAGCAGGGGCGAGGACUGAGAGGGCCCUGGCUGAAAGCCCUGAUGGUCAGCGCUCUCUGCCAGUGGCCUUUAGCCUGCCUGAGAUCUCAAUAGCCCCCAGCAGCCCCCUCACUGGCCCCCCGGUCUCCUUGGGGCCCCAGCGCCGUACCAGCACACGCUCGGACAGUGAGGAGUUCCUGACCUGCUACAGCGACCUUGUGCUGCGCCAGACACCCUUGUUCCCCAGGGACCAUCCCCUGAGCAGCCUGAAGGGAAAACAACUCCAGAGCCCAGGCCUGGGGCCCAGCCCACCUCCAGAGGAGGCAACUGCCCCCGCAGGUAGCAGCAGCGAGCAGCCCCUGGUCCCCAGCGCAGCUCCUGAGAGCAAAGGGGUCACCUUUCCCGGCCAGCUCUGCCUGGUGCCAGGCCCCCAGUUGUCAGAGAAUUCCUUGGACCCAAAGCCAGAAGCACAGCUGGAGUUGGCCGCCCCUGGUACAGAAGCUGCACCUCCAAGUGCUUCCUCUGAGAUGGAUGAGCUCUGUGAGUACCUCGCCCACCUCCUCAGACCCCCAACUCCAGCAGGCCACCCUGGGGGCUCCCCUGGCCCAGGGGUUGAGGAGAAUGGACAAUCAGAGCCUCUCAUGAGGCCAGAGCCAGCCGGUGAGGGUGGCAGCCCAGAUGGUAGAAUCACUCAGUUCUGGAGGUCUCCUCAGGCCCCCUCUCAUGUACAAGAGCCCCCCAGUGCUCAUUACGUCCCCCUGGAGGGGCUGGAGGUGCCAGGUGCCACACGAGGAUACUACACGAGCGACAGCUGA